CAGAGUGAAGCGUCGUUGCAUUUGGGAGUAAUUUACUUCCAACUGCACCGUUGUAGUUACGGCGCAUAGCGACUAAAUGUUGGUGAGGUUGCAAUAAUUCACGAAAAGCAACACAGAUAAUGUCUUUUACACACUCAGGCACUUGACUAAUAAUGACCUAUUAGGCUGCGCAAAACUGCAGGAAAAUGACGAACACUGAUUGAGCGUUAGCCACUUAGCUGCGGUUUGUUUUUGCACUGAAUGACGUCAAAACGCUACUUUAUUGGGUCAUUUCAGGAAAAGUGCGGAACCAUGAGCCACGAAACAAGACUACACUCAGAGGACACGUCGGAGAUGUGGAGAAGUGGACAUGGAGCGUUGAACUUGGCUCCUCUGCCAGGUGAUAGGACAGAAGCCACCUACAAACCUGGGACUGAGACCAGCAGCAUGAAACAUCUGAUAGAAGAGAUGAAGACGCUUUACAAGCAGAGACUGAGAUGUCUGGAGCUGGACUCCUCUCUGACCAGAGAAGAGCUGCUACAAAAGAAAGUGGAUUUCCUGUGGUCUUAUGUGAAUGACUUUGCAGACCAGAACCAGGUGCUGCUUCAAACCAUCGAGGAACUUCACAAGGAAACGGAGCACAAGUGUUCCAGUUGGGGAAUGAAGCUGUGCACCUCGGAUCCUAAUUUAAGCGUGUCUGGAGUUGAUCUAAAGACUUUGUCGCUGGAAGAUCUUGAUCGACCUGCAGCUCACGUCCCACAGAACCCUGUUUCCUUGGUCCAGUUAAAAGGCCUCAAAAUUCACCUGCAAAACACGAACAUGGUCGCCUCUGAUCUGGAGCUGGGGAGCCAGGAGCAUUUAGAGCACAAGCUAAAGAACUUGCAGAGUGAGCUGUCUUGUCUGCAGCAGAUCCACAAAGACAAUAUGAAGGAAAUCGCUGAGAAAGACAUUUGCAUAACCAAACUGCAGGUGAACCUUGAGCUGCUGCAGCAGGAGUCGUCUGACUCUCGUGAUCAGGUCUCCAGGUUGAAUGUGAAAGUGAAGGAGCUGCAGGAGGAGUUGAAGGGGAAAGAGGAGGAGUGGGUGAAACAAGAGGAAGACCUGAAGCAGAAGACUGACGAGGAGCGGAGGGCCCAGGCUCAGGCUGCGAAGUCAUGGGCUGAGAAAGCAGCUGUUUUGAAUUCUGAGAUCCAAGGCAGAGAGGAGCGCGUGAGGCGGCUGGACCAGAAUGUGGCUGCGCUGCGAGCCUCCCAGGACUCCCUGAAGAGAACGCUGGCCGUGAAGGAGAAGCACACGCGGCAGCUGCUCCGCGACAACGCACAGCUCCGCGAGAGCCUGGCGACGCUGCGGAGCCAAUCGCAAAAGAGCGAAUGCACGUUGAGCCACAUCAGCGAAGCCCUGGAUCAGAGCAAAAGCUGUCUAGAGGCGGAAAGACGGCAGAGGCAGCAGAUCCAGGACCAGCUGCACCACAGCAGCACAGAGGUAGAGCGACUUCAGAAGGAGCUGGCAAUGGUGCAUCACGCAACUGAAAAAAAGAUACAAAAGAGAGAACUCAAGAUUUGUGCUCUGGCGAAGGAGCUCACGGAGAGUAAGCAGCAUCGCUCUGAAUGUCAGGAAGAGUUGUUCAAGAAGGAGAAGGAUCUGGAGAAAGGGUGCGAGGAGAGGGACGAGCUGAGGGUCCAGCUGGAGGCCCAGAGCCGAGAGUGUGUCCUCCUCAUCCAGACCAGAGAGAGGCUGGAGGCAGACCUGGCUCUGAGCCGCGAGAGGGUCCACACCUCGCGCCUGGAGGUUCGAAGCAGAGAUCAGUUCAUCGUGCAGCUACGAGCCGAGGUGACGGCCGCUGAGCAAAAGCACUGGGCCGCGCAGGAGCAGGUGGCAUCACUGGAGGAUGAGGUAAGGCAUUUGAACCGCGAUGUCAGAGGACGCCAGGAAGAGGCCUCUCAGCUAAGCAGAAAAAUCAGAGAUAUCGAGCAGCUCAAGGAGCAGAAGGAGAAAGAGCAACAGGAGCUGCACGAUCAGCUUCGUAUUAGUCAGCAACAGUUAUUGGCGUCACAUCAGCAGCUGAAAGGAGCCAAGCAGGAGCUGGAAAAUGCCACUCUGCAAACCCAGGAGCACAAAGAAGCACUGGCCGCUCUGAAACAAGAGCACGCGGCGGUGCUGGAGAAGGCGAACGCGGUUCAAGGGCAAGUCGAGCAGUUGGAAGAGGAGCUGCGUUAUUCACAGCAACAGCUGAGAGAGUCUCAAUUAGCAUCUCGUUCAGUGCAAAAAGAGCUAGUUGAACUGGAGCGGCGCCACCAGGAAAAGGUUGGCCAGUGGGAGAGCUCACGGGAGGCUCUUGACCGGCUGACAGAUGAGCUCCAGGCCAAUCAGAACCUGCUGAGGGACAGUCGGCAUGAAGUGGAGCACUUCAAAAAUCGCACGGAGUCCCUGCGGGCGCAGGUGGACGCGCUCAAACAGCAGAAACUGAUGUUGGAGCAGGACCUGCACCUCUAUCAACAGAGUCAUUCUCAUUCUGAUGAUGAGUACCUCAGUCUGGCAAAAUGCUCUCAGCAGCUCCAACAGCACUGUAGUGAGCAGGUGGAGCGCUUUGCUGAGUGUGAAAAGACUAUUCUUCACAUGAAGUCAGAGCUGGAGCGACAGGCCGAGAAAAAGGCGAGUUUGAAGCAGAUGCUCGCGUCAUCCCACAGCGCGCACCUGAGCAGUCGCAGCAAGCUGGAACAGGAAGUGUCACAUUUGAAAAAGGAAGUAGGACGCUUAGAGCUGGAGCUGGCCGACUCCCAAAAGGUUCACGCCGACGUCCUCGGGCGAUCGGAGGAGGAGCUGAAGGGAGCCCGGCGGGAGGCUUUGAGGAGCAGCAGGGAGCUGGAAGUGCAGAGAGGCGAGGUGCAGAGGCUUCAGGCCGAGUUACGGGAGGAGGAGGACAAGUUGAGGUGUGCUGUCACCGAGAAACUGAGUCUGAGCGCCUGCGUCAGGCGGCUGAGCCAAGAAGUGGAGGAGCUCCGCAGCAAGCACCGAGUGACAGUGGAAGAGUUGGCAGCCCGUGCGGACGAGGCGAGGCAGAUGGAGGGCUGCCUGAACGAGGGGAAGCUAGCGGAGGAGAAAAUGAGAUCAAUGGCCAGGAGCCUGGAGAUGGAGGUGGCAGGGCUCAGGAAGAACCUUCGGGAGGCUGUCGAUCAGAAAGCGGCGGCGGAGAGGGAAAAACAAGGCGCGCAGGACCAGGUGGACACGCUGCAGCUGGAGCUGGAGGCAGCGCGAUCAGACAGAGCGAGUCUUUGUCACGAGUCUCAGAUGGUCAUGACGAACGUCAGCCAGUGGAUUUCUGAACAGAAGGCUUCUAAUGAAAGUCUCGCUGCCCAGAUGAAGGCCCAGAGCAAGCUGCUUCUCAUUGCCACUGAAGAGAGGGAACAUCUUCAGGAGACUAAUGACACACUGAAGGCGGAGGUAGAGAGACUGAAGGGAGCGCUGGAUGAGAAGGACAGAGACGUGGAGGGAUUCAAGGCCCAGAUCCGGCACCAGAGCAUGCGGCUCGACAGGAGAACCGCGGAAAAUCAAGGUUGUGUGGCUUUAAACCUCAGCAAAAUCGAGGACAUGCAGACCAGAAUGCGAAGCAACCUGGAGGCCAUUGGGAUGUUAAAUCAACAAUUAAACACCCUCAGCCAGGAAAAUGAGCAGCUGCGUAGGCAGCUGGAUGAAGAAAGGUGCAUGCGCAGACAAAUGGAGCGGCUUCUCCCUCCCACCUCCCAGCACUGCUCCACCCACCUCCCCGUCUCCCCCGGUGCCCACCCACCGCCUGAGUGCGCCUCCCUCCCUCCGCUCCCUCACCUGCCUCACCCACUGAGCUCGACUUGGGUGACGGGGGACACGAGCUCGGCCGAGUGGAGCUGACGUCGACCGGGUGAGUCCCAGCGUUUGGACGACGGCGCCUCUUUGCUCCUCUGGAAGACAUUUGGUCUGGGAGGACAAGCAGGGAUCUGACCAAAUGAAGCCCACUGAAGACUUUGACCUGUCGCGACCUUUUGACCUCCAGCUCCUCGCUAGGGAGAUUCCGCGGUAUGAGGUUAAUGUCCUGCAGGUCAAAGUCAAUGCUCAGCACCUGAGGGGAGCACCAAAAGCAGUGAAUACUGCAAUUUAGCUUAAAAAAUAUCUUUACGACUGCAGCACGGAGAUGUUUGUUCUGCCAUGAAGGCAAAGCAGAAGGAAGCAAAACAUCACUGAAAAAUAAAUAUUUUUAAAUGUACUAAGCAUAAAAAUAGUAAUUCCUAUCACACAGCCUGCACCGUGUGCAUCUUUACUGCUGUAAUGAUUUGCCCACCUGCAUGUGAGCCACUGUUCACCCAACUUUCAGCCCGCAGGACAUGUAUUUGGGUAAUAUUCACCGACCGUAUACACUCCCUCAAAGAAUGAACGUUUCCAGUCAGAAUCACAGACUGGGGAUCAGAUUCAACAUUUGAAUUCAGAGGAAGUACAAGGAACCAGUGACAUUCAAACGGAGGACAGAGGUGCUCGACUCAGACACUUUGAAGAUGAAAACUUUGUUAAACUCUAUUCAAAGCAGCAACUCUGCCACUGGAUCGAAGGUGACUUCAACCAAGCCCAGUUCAACGGCACCACGAGUCUUUACAGACGGACAGCUGCCCUUUAUAAAACCUAGACUCGACUGGCAAAGCCCGAACCAUCAAACAUUCUCAAGCUUGUAUUGACGAUGUGUGAACCACGGCCGUCUCCUCCUUUACAGUCCUCUAAAACAUCACAACGCAGAAGCACUUCCCCCGAACAGCCGACUCCAGGUUGGACUCCUCCGCUUGCGCUGCAGCUGUGCACCAUGUGUCCUGCAUCCACUCAGUGUACUGAGUACAUUCAUGUGGGUGAGCGUGCGCUUCUGUUUGUUGGCUGUUCGAGGUAUUUAGAGUCGGGUUUUAUACUGUUAUGCUGUGGUGUUGCCUUUUAGUAAGUGAAAAACAAGCAUGUCAUUAAGCAAACAUUUCUUUCUGUUUUGUGUUUUUAUAUAUGCAAUAAAAGAAUUUAUUCUGCAA
Messenger RNA from Betta splendens (Siamese fighting fish), 5012 nucleotides. Its product is annotated as myosin-3-like. The record is from RefSeq and is a predicted model, not a curated record. NCBI's taxonomy places the organism in Eukaryota, Metazoa, Chordata, Actinopteri, Anabantiformes, Osphronemidae. The transcript is spliced from 26 exons. Bases 241 to 3864 code for a protein of 1207 amino acids. Gene Ontology annotation, biological process: spermatogenesis.